AUGAUGUUUCUGCGCGCUGCUACCAUCUUGUGGAUUGUCUGUGGUGUUACCUCAGCAUAUGAGAAUGUUGCCCUCCAGGGUCAAGCCACUCAGUCCUCAAUCUACCGGAGCCAAGAUAAUGGUUAUCUGACCAAUGCCAUAAAUGCAAUAGAUGGGAACCUGGACUCGGACGCCUUCCACGGCUCCUGCUCACAUACACACAAUGACCUGUCUCCUUGGUGGAGGGUGGACCUGCUCAGACCUUAUAAAAUUGCCUACAUCACCAUCACCAAUAGAGGUGACUGCUGUAGUGAGAGACUGAGCGGAGCUGAAAUUCUCGUUGGAGACUCUCUGGCCAACAACGGAAAUGACAAUCCCAGGUGUGCAACAGUGACUUCAAUUCCCACUGGAGGAACACAGACCUUCAGGUGUGAUGGCAUGGUUGGUCGCUUCGUCAAUAUCAUUUUACGAGGAAAAUCCGAAUUCCUUCAGCUGUGUGAAGUUCAGGUCUUCGGUGAUUAUGUAUACAGCAGCCUCAAAUAA
This is a messenger RNA of Nanorana parkeri, 522 nucleotides long. Its product is annotated as fucolectin-like. The record is from RefSeq and is a predicted model, not a curated record. The coding region runs from base 1 to 522 and encodes 173 amino acids. The transcript has 3 exons. NCBI's taxonomy places the organism in Eukaryota, Metazoa, Chordata, Amphibia, Anura, Dicroglossidae.